Messenger RNA from Ramularia collo-cygni, 690 nucleotides. RefSeq lists its product as uncharacterized. Bases 1 to 690 code for a protein of 229 amino acids. The record is from RefSeq and is a predicted model, not a curated record. NCBI's taxonomy places the organism in Eukaryota, Fungi, Ascomycota, Dothideomycetes, Mycosphaerellales, Mycosphaerellaceae. The transcript is spliced from 2 exons.
AUGAUGGCGAUUCGCGAGAAAGCGCGAGCGCUCUUCAAAAGCAAAUCCAAAAGUGAUCGCGACUCACAAAUCUCCAAAUCCUCGACCAAAGACUCGGAUCGAGAACGCUGGCCCAGCAAUGUCUACAAGCCGGGCGAACCCAUGCCUCGACCCAAAUACCGCGCUAUUCCGAAGAAGGAGCACAAGGAGAAGCUAGAAGCGUUCAGUUUCGCGGAUGCUUGGAGGAGGAAGAGUUUCCAAAGCCAACAUAGUCCGAUGGGAACCCGAGCGCCCAGCAGGAGGAAUAGUUCCAGACGGCAUAGUUGGUAUGGAAUGGGCAAGAAGAGUUUCGGUGGGAUGAGCGAGCAUGGAAGAGCAAGUCGAGCGAACAGCGUCUCGAGUAAUGCGGAGACGGAGAAGGGCAGCACGCGGCAGAGGGAACAUGUGGGACAUGCAGCUGUGGCGACGAGGCUGUCGACUGAGAUUGAGCAGGAAGGCGAUGACGAUGUCGGGAAUGUGGGCAUCUCGAGAGUUCAAUCAAGAGAUCAAAGCCACAAAGGCCGGCCGAAGAACCUCGAACUUCCCAAUGCACAGCAGGCCGGGAGCAUUGAGAAGGCUCUCGAAACGGCGCACGAUCAUCAGCCGUUCACCGAGCAUGAUCUUGCCUUGGCGCUGUCUCGAUCGCAUCUGGCUGUCCCGGCAACUUCAUGA